AUGUGGGUCGGAUGGCUCGCCCCGGCCCGCAAUGCUGGAUCCAGCGAGGACGACUCCCUACGUCCUAUCGAGUAUCUCUCGGAGAUGGGCCAAGCUGUGGCGAUAAUCCAAUCUGCCUUGUUUCGAACGGCUGUUUCCUUUGCAAUCCUGCAACUGCUGCAUUCUGCGCGGUUCUCCGUCACAUCACCCCCCGUCUGCCCUCUCAUCGUUUCUCAUCCAACGAUUCCCUCUGUCCAGCUGCAACCCGUCAGCACCGGCUUCACCUCGUCGCCAGCCGGUGCACACAGUGCCUCACCCUGUUCCGCAACCCUCCAACGUGGACCGCUCUCCACCACACAAUCCCCGUCAAAACACGACGGACCACCUGCCGAUCGUCCAAACUGGACAUCAUCCUGCAACGUCAGCCCCGUGUGGUAUCCAAUCAUGCCGCUAACUCUCUGGGCUCUCCUCCACUCGGGCGCAUCCACCGCAUCCAUUGCACAAACCGGGUCUGCAGAUGCCAUCACCGCGAGUCCACAGCACUGGCUCUCAAUGGUGCCAACGAGGUUGGCCGAGCACUGCACGCUGCGACUCUGCACGCGCCAUGCUGGAUAG
Penicillium canariense is the source of this 594-nucleotide messenger RNA. RefSeq lists its product as uncharacterized. The transcript is spliced from 3 exons. The coding region runs from base 1 to 594 and encodes 197 amino acids. The record is from RefSeq and is a predicted model, not a curated record. NCBI's taxonomy places the organism in Eukaryota, Fungi, Ascomycota, Eurotiomycetes, Eurotiales, Aspergillaceae.